This is a messenger RNA of Megalobrama amblycephala (Wuchang bream), 2052 nucleotides long. Its product is annotated as trace amine-associated receptor 13c-like. Gene Ontology annotation, molecular function: trace-amine receptor activity. NCBI's taxonomy places the organism in Eukaryota, Metazoa, Chordata, Actinopteri, Cypriniformes, Xenocyprididae. Gene Ontology annotation, biological process: G protein-coupled receptor signaling pathway. Bases 167 to 1183 code for a protein of 338 amino acids. The transcript has a single exon. The record is from RefSeq and is a predicted model, not a curated record. Gene Ontology annotation, cellular component: membrane.
GGCUGCAGUUUAGAAUACAGAAAGUCAGUAUUAUAGUAGAAAUUAAUUGUUAUUAGGCACCAUUAGAGUGGGCGGUAGAUGGGUUGGUCUGUUUGAUCCAGACACUGUAUAAAUAAAAGGAAAGCAAAGACAGAAGAACAAACUCCUAACAGGACGAGACUCACUCAUGGCCUAUGAGACAGAGGAUCAUGAGACUAAAUACUGCUUUCCUGCCAUCAACUCAUCAUGUAUCAAGGGAAAACGUUCCAGAUAUGAAUACAAUUUCAUGUAUGUGUUUUUUUCAUUGCUGUCAGCAUGGACUGUGUUUCUGAACCUGCUGGUGAUCAUCUCCAUCUCUCACUUCAAGAAGCUUCACACUCCAACAAACCUGAUUAUUCUCUCUCUGGCUGUGGCCGACCUGCUUGUUGGACUUAUUGUGAUGCCCGUGGAAGCCAUAAAGCUGAUUGAGACAUGUUGGUACUUUGGAGACACUUUGUGUGGAAUGUUUAUGAUAAUCAUGGGUCUGCUCCUGUCAACAUCUAUUUGUAAUUUAGUUUUAAUAGCUAUUGAUCGUUAUAUGGCUGUGUGUCACCCUUUACUGUACCCACAGAAAAUAACCACAACUAAAACUUUAAUAAGCAUCUGUCUCUGCUGGUUUUUCUCCUUUGCCUACAAUACUACUGUCUCUCUGAUUGGUGGCAGAUAUUUUGAAAGCUCACAAAGAACAGACACAUGCUAUGGAAAGUGCUAUUUAAUAAUAAGUUUUUCAUGGAUAGUUGUUGACCUGUUCUUUUCUUUCUUGUUUCCUUUGACUGUGAUCAUAACUUUAUAUUUGAGGAUAUUUUAUGUUGUACAUCAGCAAGUGACAGUUAUAAACUCUCUGAUGAAGGGUGGUAAAUGUGUAAUGGAGAGUUCAGUGAGGAGGAAAUCUGAGAGCAAAGCUGCUCUGACAUUAGGAAUCAUUGUGACAGCUUAUCUGACAUGCUAUAUUCCAUACUAUAUCUUGUCUUUAACAAGCAGUACAAUAAUCUCUUCUGCUACAAUGACAUUUCUACUAUGGACUAUAUAUGCUAACUCAGGCAUGAAUCCUGUUGUCUAUGCUUUAUUUUACCGCUGGUUUAAAAUAUCAGUUAAACACAUCUUAACUCUUAAAAUAUUGAAGCCAUCAUCCUCUCUCUUAGACAUAUUUACAGAUUAUUCAUGAUUUUUGUAGAUUUCCCCCCCAUUUUUUUCAUGUGAUGAAGCACAGAAUAAUGUAUAGUUUUUAUCUAUCUAUCUAUCUAUCUAUCUAUCUAUCUAUCUAUCUAUCUAUCUAUCUAUCUAUCUAUCUAUCUAUCUAUCUAUCUAUCUAUCUAUCUAUCUAUCUAUCUAUCUAUCUCAGUUUGUAAACUGAAUGUGAACAUACUGGAUACCAGAUUUCUUUAUGUACCAUAAGAUAUUUUAAAGACAUUUUAAAUGAAGGUAAAUAAUUACAUUUACCUUGCAAGAAUCUGAUGUGCUUAUGUUAAAUCUAUAGAGCAUCUUGUUAUAGAGGCAAGUAUGGCCAUUAUUCUAAUUUUAGUUACCUGCAUAACCCAUUAAUUGUGUGUAUAACUGAGUAAGUCAUCAUGUUUAGUCUAUGAUUAUUUUUUAUUUGUUUUGGGAUUUAAUUGUUUAAUUCUUAUUCAUGUCUAGGCCUCAUAAACAUAAAUUAAUAAAAAAAUAAAAAAUAAAAAAAGAGAUGCCUUUUCAUUGCAGUAAUUUUGAAACAGAUCUGAAGUGGACAUGAGAUUAAAUACAAUGUUAUUAGGGUAAUUUGAGCAAUAAAAUUUUGCUAAAAUCUUUAGUUGUGUAAAAUUGAAUAGAUAAUGAUUCAUUUUCCCCUGAAGCAACUGUUUUUUUCUAAUAUGGACAGAGCAUUUACAGUUAUUGUAGAAUGUUCUUUUCUUGUAAUCAGCUGUAUGACCCUGGACAGGUCUAGUGUUAAACCUGUGUACUGUUUAGAUGCAAAAGGGAAUUUAAAUGUUGGUAUCCCAGUUCAACCAGAAGAUAAUAUACUUGUAUUUUUAAAUUCCCUUUUUGCAUCUACACAGU